Molecule: messenger RNA, 1867 nt
Organism: Larimichthys crocea (large yellow croaker)
Lineage: Eukaryota; Metazoa; Chordata; Actinopteri; Sciaenidae
Product: E3 ubiquitin-protein ligase E3D
Exons: 10
Coding region: 222-1424 (400 amino acids)
Biological process (GO): protein monoubiquitination; protein polyubiquitination; proteasome-mediated ubiquitin-dependent protein catabolic process
Cellular component (GO): nucleus; ubiquitin ligase complex; cytosol
Molecular function (GO): ubiquitin protein ligase activity; cyclin binding; ubiquitin conjugating enzyme binding
Source: RefSeq, a predicted model, not a curated record
UCUACUCUUACUGUAAAGUACUUGACACCGGCGUUAUCGUCACGCUGCAAUGUUAUGUGUGUCAACCACUGAACUCUGCUACAUCACAUUGACGUCUAGAUAGACGGAUAGAUGUGUAGGUGUUUGUUUUAGUUCGGAUGCUACGUUACUGUCCUCAGCCACACCGAGUUUUGAGCAGUGAACCGUGUCUUUCUAUCCUGUCUGAGCACUGCGCUUCUUGAAUGGCAGACUUGGAGAUGCCAGCCAGGACACAUGGAGCUGGAGUCUUCCUAGAACUGAGGAAAAGGCUUCAGAGCGGACUACUUAUUGUCGGGAAAGACGUGGCCAAAAGUCCUGCAGAUGUGGUCGUUACAGGUGGAGAUUCUUCUCUUCAGGUUCGGACUCCCAGGGGCGAGCUGAGCAUCACUUUGCCAGAAGGAGUCACCUUUGAGCAGGGGUCCUGCAUUCCCACACCUGCAGGGGAAUCCUGCGGGGAGGAGCUGCAUUUCAGACUGCGCAUUAGUGUCACACGAAGCACCAAUGAAGAGGCUUCUGACAGGGUGAUGGAGACACUCCGGGCAAAGGAGACUUAUUGCUUCUACUGCCAAGGCUGCAUGACCAGGCUGCUCGAGGACAGAGUGUUUAAGCGAGUUCUUCCUCUCCCUAAUGGCAACUGGAACACCAUCGUGGACGACUGGUGUUGCCACCCAGAUCCGUUUGCCAAGAAGCUGCUACCCCGAGCAGAGGAUUGUUUACUGGGUGACACCUUCCUUCUCUUACCCAGAGAUGGCAGCUGUGAACAGACUCUCACAGACGAAGUGAGCCCUGUUGGCUCAGAGGACAGUCAAGAUCCAAAGAAAACCUGCCGCAGACUGGCACUCAUCUCCUGCAAGAGCUGUUCGUUAGUACUGGGAGAGGCUGUCACACCAGAGACCCUGAAGCUGUACAUCACACAGGUGGUGGUGGAGCCGGCUGUGGGAGACAGAAAGCCAGAAGCUUCACUUAACAGAUCUGUCUUCCUGGAGAGGGUUAUAGCAGCCAGGCUGCUGGAGCUGUCCAACUCACUGAGCAGCUUCCACUUCUCUGUCCAGACUCCUGAUGGAAAAGCCUUCUUGUUGCUCUGGCUGCUGAACAGCGACUCCAUCACAGCGUCAGUCCCAGAGAUGUGUGUCGGGGGCGAGAGGUCCAUCGGCUCCCCCGCUCUUCACAGUCCAUCACCCAGAGCUGCCAGAGCUCUCAAACUCCUCUACACCGCCUGCUUUCACGAAGGCACCCAGCAGAGAGACAUUGUAACUAGUUGGGAGGUCAACGCUAUAGGACAUCCUGUGGUGCUGCCGCUGAAGGUGUGUGAGGAGCUGCUGCAGGUGAUAGAUGACAGCAACUCUACACUCCCUGUGUCUAUGCGCCGCAUGAGGUCCUAUGAGGUGGCCUACCUGAGACUGUAAGGUCAGAUGCCAGGAGAUCAAGACUUCACUCGUCACUCUUGGUAGAGAGUUCAAGAGGACCUGGGACAGCUGAGAGAGGAACCUUUAAACAUGUACAUGUGCUGUAUGUCUGUAUGUGUCAAUGUAACAUCCUCCACAGAUUUCCAAUAGGUAUAAGAAUGAAGAUUACUGCUGGAGGAAAUGCAGGAAGUGUGGAAUGGCUUGUUUAAGUCAAGCUGUGGUUUGGCAGUGUGUCAUCACCUGCAAACCAACUCAUGUUGAAACAGGAUGCUGCCAGGUUACUAAAUGUUAACGCAGAUCCAGUAAAUGUAAAACUGGAAGAGAUCAACAACAUCAGAAUUAUUUUUGAUAGAAUAGAUCGUUACAUCUCGUUUAUCAUUUUAUCUUUGUUCACUUCUAAACUUUAUUUUGUAUUUUUCCAGCCAUCUUUGCCAAAACAAAAA